CGCGCCAACCCUAACGCCUUCAGAUUCCCGCUCUCUCUCUCUCUCUCUCUCUCUCUCUCUCUCUCUCUCUAGCAGCAGGGGGAAGAAGGGAAGCGAAGAGAAAGAAGGAGCCCUAGAAUCUUCGAUCGAGCUUAGCCUGCGAUCACCGAUGGCGGACGAGGUGGAGGCGACGGCGGCAACGGUGGCCGAGCUGUCGAUGAAUUCUGCUCCGUCAUCGGAAUGCCCGUCCGCAGCGGACUCUAAGAGCAAAAAUGCUCUGAAGCGAGAAGCUAAGAUGAAGCAGAAGGAGGAAGAGAAGAGGCUCAAAGAAGAAGAGAAAAAGAAGAAGGCUGCCGCUGCAGCAAGUUCACAGGCUCAAAAACCGCAUGCUACAGAUGAUGAUGACCUGGAUCCAACGCAAUACUAUGAAAACAGGUUGAAAGCCCUAGAAGCUUUAAAGACAUCUGGAGUCAAUCCGUAUCCUCAUAAGUUCCAUGUAUCUCUGUCCAUAAAUGCAUAUGUUAAGAAGUAUGAAGGGUUAAACAAUGGCGAGCACCAGGAAGACAUUACUGAAUCUCUAUCUGGGAGAAUUUUAAACAAGCGAACUUCUUCAUCAAAAUUGUAUUUCUAUGAUCUGCAUGGUGGAGGGGUCAAAGUACAAGUCAUGGCCGAUGCCAGGCACUCAGAGCUGGAAGAAUCUGAGUUUUCUAAAUAUCAUGCUUCCGUAAAGCGUGGAGACAUUGUCGGGAUAACUGGUUUUCCAGGCAAAAGUCAACGUGGUGAGCUCAGUAUUUUUCCUAAGAAAUUCACUGUCCUCUCUCCCAGCCUCUGCAUGAUGCCAAGAAAUAAAGCUGCUCCCGGAAAGGAUCAUCAGUCCAAAAAGAGUGAUGGGCAGGCAACUGAUGCAUGGACCCCUGGAAAUCCUAGGAAUCCUGAAGCAUAUGUUGUAAAGGAUCAGGAAACACGAUAUCGUCAGAGGUACCUUGAUCUAAUGUUGAAUAAGGAGGUUAGGCAGAUAUUCCAGACUAGAAGUCAUAUCAUCUCUUACAUCAGAAAAUAUCUUGAUGACCUUGAAUUUUUGGAGGUUGAAACACCUAUGAUGAACAUGAUUGCUGGUGGAGCUGCUGCUAAGCCGUUUGUUACUCACCACAAUGAAUUGAAUAUGAAGCUGUUUAUGCGUAUUGCCCCAGAGCUUUAUCUUAAACAGUUAAUUGUUGGAGGACUUGAUCGUGUCUAUGAAAUUGGAAAGCAAUUCAGAAAUGAAGGAAUAGAUUUGACUCAUAAUCCAGAAUUUACCACGUGUGAGUUUUACAUGGCGUAUGCAGACUAUCAAGAUCUGAUGGAGUUAACUGAGCAAAUGCUGUCUGGAAUGAUCAAGAAAAUAACAGGGGGUUACAAAAUCAAAUACCAUUCAAAUGGUUACGACAAUGAACCUAUAGAGAUAGAUUUUUCUCCCCCUUUCAGAAGGAUUGAUAUGAUUGAAGGACUGGAAGCAGAGGCCAACCUUAACAUUCCGAAGGACCUCACCAGUGAAGCAGCUAAUAGAUAUCUAGUUGAUGCUUGUGAAAAGUUUGGUGUGAAAUGUCCGCCUCCACAAACAACAGCUAGACUAUUGGACAAGCUUGUUGGCCAUUUCUUGGAAGAACAAUGUGUGAAUCCUACGUUCAUAAUCAACCAUCCAGAGAUAAUGAGUCCUUUGGCAAAGUGGCACCGGUCAAAACCGGGCUUGACUGAACGUUUCGAACUUUUUGUCAACAAGCAUGAGGUGUGCAAUGCAUACACCGAGUUGAAUGAUCCUGUUGUGCAGCGUGAUCGCUUUGCCCAACAGCUCAAGGAUCGGCAAUCCGGUGAUGAUGAGGCAAUGGCUUUUGAUGAGGCAUUUUGCACUGCUUUGGAUCAUGGGCUGCCACCAACUGCUGGGUGGGGAUUAGGGAUUGACCGGGUUGCUAUGCUUUUAACAGAUUCUCUAAACAUCAAGGAGGUCAUCUUUUUCCCAGCCAUGAGGCCGCAGGAUGAGUCAGAUGCAAAAUUAUUUCAAGGACAAGGUUAAAAGUUGUAGGUCGUGAACGUGUUACUUGGUCGCUGCAGGAUUGGGUGCAACAGUUGGUCUCUUGCGAUUUCACUACAGUUGAAUGCCUGUGAUCGGCCAACAAAUUCUUCUUCAGCUCUAAUUGGAGAAGGUGAUAGGAAAAUUUUGUAUCAAGCAUGUUAAGAAAAUUAGACUUGAUUCUUCAAACUGAAAAUGGUGCACACUUUAUUCAUUAAACUGAUGUAUUGAUUGUCUGCGCAUUUGGGGGGUAGUUUGGCAACUUUGUCAGGACUGGUGCUUCUUAUAUGAUGUGUAAUAUUCGGUCUUGUUUUGUUUGGUAAAA
This is a messenger RNA of Nymphaea colorata (pocket water lily), 2351 nucleotides long. RefSeq names its product lysine--tRNA ligase. Gene Ontology annotation, cellular component: cytoplasm; cytosol. Gene Ontology annotation, biological process: lysyl-tRNA aminoacylation. Bases 149 to 2029 code for a protein of 626 amino acids. Gene Ontology annotation, molecular function: lysine-tRNA ligase activity; ATP binding; tRNA binding. The record is from RefSeq and is a predicted model, not a curated record. NCBI's taxonomy places the organism in Eukaryota, Viridiplantae, Streptophyta, Magnoliopsida, Nymphaeales, Nymphaeaceae. The transcript is spliced from 17 exons.